CAGUGCUAGUGGGAUACGUAUCUAUUUGAUCACCUUUAGGAUGUUGCAGGCUCAACUCUUCUCUCUCGUCUCUGUCAUUACAGGCACCUUCUCACAACAGUGGUCCAUGACAGUUCCCCCUGUAGUGAAUAGCACCAUAGGAGGAGAUGUGGUCCUACCCUGCUCCUUCACCCACCCCAAGCAACAAGACUACUCCAAAGACAUCACAGUCCAGUGGAUCACCAGACAAUUCCAUGAUACGCCCUUCUUCCAAUGCAAGGUGACAAAUGUUACUACGGGUGGAAUGAAUGAAUGCUCAGUUCCAGAGUCAUACCAACGCUUCUCAGUCAAAGGAGACCCUAAGCAGAGGGAUCUCUCUCUCCUCAUCAGAGAUCUGGCGGUCACAGACAAUGGAGUAUACUUCUGCAGAGUGGAGCUGGACUAUUACUGGGGUUAUGGGAAGUGGCAGACUGCCAGCGGCACACAGCUCAAUAUCAUUGCUAAGGCCCAGAUUCUCAGCCUGUCUUGGGUAGAGGCGUCCCUCGGACCAGGCAACGGGAGCCUCAGGUGUGUAGUUGAGGGGAACCCCCCAUCCACCAUCACCUGGUUCUCCUCCUCUAAGGGCAACAUAGACCCAGGUGUCAGCAUCAUAGGAACCCACCCAUUUCAGUGGACCAGUUCAAUCCCCUACUUCACCCAGGAAGUGUACACCUGCAGGGCAGAGAACAGCCUGGGGAGGGCAGAGAGACGGUUCCCCCCUGGACCCACUGCGCUGACCGUAGCCCUCUCUGUGUGUGGGGUCCUGCUUCUGCUGCUGCUCCUUGGCGGGGCUUUAUUUAACCUGAGAAAAAGAGGAUACCUGAGAUACUGCAAUUCAGAAAAGAUUAAGCAGCAAUCUGAGUUGUGCACAGAUCCUACUAUAGCUGUGGUCAGUGAAUCCUCUAUCUACGCCAAUGUCUCAGAAAUGGAAAGCCCACAGUCGUUGCAUAAACAUGAUUCACCAGAAGAUGGCGACAUUGAGCUAAAUCUGGUAUACGCAACCAUUCAACUGAACACCACCACUCAAUCACCCCAAAGAAGCUCUCGUGUCCCCAUACCAGAUGAAGGUGUCCACUAUGCUAUUGUGAGGGUAUGCUAGGGUGAACUGCCGAGGCACCACAGAGAGAAUGCAACUCUAGAGCAGUCGCGGGACGUGGUGACAGAGAAGAGCAUCCUGCCCUCGUCUCCAUUGUAACAGCUGUUUAUGGAUGGGGGGAGCCAGAAACAAAACCCUACUGCUGCAAACCAUCGAAAUAUGAAAAACUCCUUCCUGAUGGGGUUCAGUCUUACUUCAUCGCUAUCCAUUUUGUUAUGUAGCUUGAUUGACAUGGGCCUAACAUUUGUGCUUAGUUGGUUAUUUUUGGUAAGUGUCUGUGGGUGCCUAGGGACAGUGGGUUAACUGCCUUGUUCAGGGGCAGAACGACAUAAUGAUGUUUAAAGCAUGAAGAUGUAAAUAAUACACUACACUGAAUCUAUUUUAGCAUGGCCUGGGGUAGUCCCAUUAGUGCAGUCCCCUUGGGAUAGGAUGGUGAGCCUAUAGUUUAACACCUGUUGACACCACAUGGUUACCAAUUCAACCGCAAAACCUACAUUAGGUCUGACCAUAAAGUAAUGUGAGCUUCUUGCUUGCUUGUGCAAUGUGGGUGGAUUUUUUUUUCAAUUAACCUGGGACAAAUACAAUUCAGCUGUGAUAUAGUACGGAGGUCGAAUAGGUAUGGGUCUAUGGUGCAGGCUACAGUGAUAUAGGGCCUAACGUGUCAUUAACAAUAGUAGGCAUAAGUUUGAUGAACUUCAAACAUAUUCAGAUUGAUAGCCACAUGCUUAAUCAACUUCUACAGAUCAACUUCAACCAUCAUGUGAACACUAUUUAUGUGGAGACUGUAAGUGCCUCAUUAUUUACAUCCAUAACACACGCGGUGACGCUGCCAGUAGCUUGAAAUGAGACCCAAUCGUGCGGGAGUGAUUUGCGGACAAUACGUGUUUUGAUAGCACUUUCUCUUCCAGUCAGUCAUUUUAUGUCCAUGGGCGAGUUUGUUUUUCUUUACCCGGUGUCUAACACAUUUUAGUCCAUUCCAUUGGUCCUUAAAUAAAUUCACCACUCACCUGGGGCCAUGCAAAACGAACUGGCCCAUCGAGUAAAAGCAACAUUGUAGCUGUUGAAGUUGAAAAUUGCUACUGUUUCCUGGAAACCCCACCCCAACUGAAUCUCACCCUCAAUGAAGUAGGGUUACCACAGCCGCAAAGUCUAAAUUGGCUAUCGUAAAAAUGUAUCGUAAAAUAACCUGCAAUUGUGCUUUUUGGUCUUAAUUUAAGGUUACGGUUAGGCAUAAGGUUAGGAUUCGGUUUAAAAUCACAUUUUAAGAAGAUUUGUAGAAACAGGCGGGGUUUAUGACUUUGUGGCUGUGGUAACUAGUAACAACAAUGACGUAGACGAAGCACAGUAGUAGCAGCCGCCUGUGAUUCCUGGGCCACAAUAAACUAGUCUAGACUAUUUACACUGUAUUGUAUUUAUUUAUACAUUUCAAAAUGU
Salvelinus namaycush (lake trout) is the source of this 2548-nucleotide messenger RNA. RefSeq names its product sialic acid binding Ig-like lectin 15, like (gene siglec15l). Gene Ontology annotation, biological process: regulation of osteoclast development; regulation of bone resorption; regulation of actin cytoskeleton organization. Gene Ontology annotation, cellular component: plasma membrane. Lineage: Eukaryota; Metazoa; Chordata; Actinopteri; Salmoniformes; Salmonidae. The record is from RefSeq and is a predicted model, not a curated record. Bases 41 to 1117 code for a protein of 358 amino acids. The transcript is spliced from 9 exons.